AUGUGGACAUCUCCUUCAAUCCUCGGUUUCUUAGCCCUGGUCGUCGUUCUGGGAGCAGACCAGAGUUCGGGAAGUUGCCAAUGCGACGAGGCACCUCUGAGGAAGUUCGACAUCCAGGCGCUCCUGAGAUGUGGCGGAAACUCCAUGGCAUAUUCCAUCCUGGAGGCUCCUGGUUCCCCACCGCACUGUCAACUGGACGCCAUUGACCAGGAUAGGGAUGGUAACUUAAUCUGCUACAUGUUUUCCGAAGGUGGAAUCUGUUCCAGAACACCUCACACCUACUACAGCCGUGGUGGGAUCAGUAACCCCAAUGCCCUCUCGAGGGACCUCGGUGGUUGUGCUAUGACCAAGUCCCUGAUUGUGGAUACCGAUAAUUGCAACUACCUUGUUCACACAGAAUGCUACGCCAAUGGAUCAGUAUACAAAUACCUGACCUACAAGGAGUCGUGGCCAAGAGCCUCCAGGGAUGCAUACAUUAGGGCUGCUGUGACCAAGUUUCAAAUUUCUUACAUCAAGGACUACUCGAUCGACUGCGAGAACGGGAUCCCGUGA
Molecule: messenger RNA, 552 nt
Organism: Ixodes scapularis (black-legged tick)
Lineage: Eukaryota; Metazoa; Arthropoda; Arachnida; Ixodida; Ixodidae
Exons: 5
Coding region: 1-552 (183 amino acids)
Source: RefSeq, a predicted model, not a curated record